Molecule: messenger RNA, 2187 nt
Organism: Ooceraea biroi (clonal raider ant)
Lineage: Eukaryota; Metazoa; Arthropoda; Insecta; Hymenoptera; Formicidae
Product: UDP-glucuronosyltransferase 2B19
Molecular function (GO): UDP-glycosyltransferase activity
Source: RefSeq, a predicted model, not a curated record
AAUUCAAGUAACAGUAUUCUCGCAUACAUAUAUAACGUCGGAAACACGUGGCUAUCACAAGUUUAUUAUAACUUUAUCUUAUCAUGCAAAUUUAGUCAUCCUUAGCAUCGUACACUAGAGAAACAUGUGUAAUAAAUUACUCGCUGCUUUUUGCUAUCGCCGCCACAUAAUAUUUACAUUUAUCUCAAGAUUGAUCCUUAUAACUGACAGCCAACAGUUACGUAUUAUGCUCUCAAGCGUAAUUGCGGGAAGGUAGAAGAGAGACUUGGUUGUUCUCCACUUUGCCGUAACGAUGUCAAGACGCUUGUUGCUUCUGUGUAUUUUAGUAGGACUUGCGACUGCGUCGACAGCUUCACUGUCAAUUUUACUGGUACAAUCCAUCACGACGAUCAGUCACCACGUUUGGACGAUACCUUUGAUAAAAGGGCUGCUGCAAAAGGGUCAUCGUGUACAUGUAGUGAGCAUCUGUGAGACCAACAUCAAGGAUGAUUUGGCAGAAAAUUUGACAUACGCCGUUUUCGAUGAUGUAAUGAAAGAGUUACGCGAGUCUGAUACUCACGAUCCAGUUACAUGGAUGAAUUACAAUGCAUUUUACAUGACAUACUUUACGUAUUUCUGGAGCAUUACUACGUGUGAAAAAAUAAUCCAGAGUAAAGCCGCAAGAGAACUUUUGGAAAUAGUCAGAAGCAAUGAAUUUGACGUCAUAGUGCAGGAUGUUUCAUUCCAUCAAUGCCUGUAUGGAUUAUGGGAGGUUGCUAAAGGCAAACCUGUAGUGGGCUUUAUCCCGUUGGGUACUGUACCUUGGCUGAAGGAUUAUAUCGGCGGUCCGAAUUAUCCAAAUGUUCGAUCCUACAUGAAUGCAGCUAUUGCGAGACCCGUGAAUAUCUGGCAAAGGACAUUGAAUGUUCUUUAUUACAUUGCAGACGAUUUUCUCAGACAUUAUUAUUAUUUGCCUGCUUCUCAGCGGCUUGCUGAGCAAUACGUAGGCCAUAAGAUCAGGCCUUUACAUGAAAUAGAGAAAAGCAUUAACAUCAUUCUGGUCAAUAGUCAUUCCACAUUUGACAAUGGGAUUCCGUUGCCGCCAAAUGCCAUAGAGAUUGGUGGGAUGCACGCUCAAGUGCAGUCGGCCAUUGAGAUAAAUAGCAUAUGUGAAUUCCUUGAUGGAGCAGCGAACGGAGCCAUUAUAAUAUCGUUAGGAACAAAUGUAGAUUGGAAACACGUCGGAGUAGAUAAACUGAAGGUCGUCGUGUUGGCUCUGACGAAACUAAAGCAACGAAUACUUUGGAAACUAGAUAUUGAUGCACCAGUUAAAAUGUCAGACAACGUGAUGACCGUUAAAUGGCUUCCUCAAAACGAUGUUUUGAGUCAUAAAAAUGUAAUAGCAAUUUGGACGCAUGGUGGUCUUCUCAGCACGCAGGAAGCCAUUUGGAGAGGGGUACCAGUGAUCGGGAUGCCUUUCUUCUUGGAUCAAAAAUACAAUGUGGAGAAUCUAAUAGCCAAAGGUGCAGGUUUACGCUUGGAUUUCGAAGCAUUAUCAACGCAAUCUGUAUUAAAUGCACUUAAAGAGAUAGUUUACAAUAAGAGUUACAUGGAAAAUAUGAAACGGUUGUCCAAUGAAUAUCGAGAUCGUGCACUGCCACCGUUAGAUCUAGCGAUUUGGAACAUCGAAUAUGCCGUUCGCAAUCCAAAUGGCUUAGCAUCGCCGGUCAGAUCUCAGAGUUGGAUGGAGAAGAACUUGAUCGAUAUUUAUGCGAUUCUAGCCCUUAGUUUGAUCGUAACAUUGUCAGCUGUAUUCUUUGUAAUGAAGAUACUGUAUAAUUAUUUAUGUAAGAGUACUGCAUCUAAAUCAUGUAAAGACAAACAACUGUAAACCCUUAAAAUAUUAAUAAUAUCAUUAGUCACCUAUUAUAAAUAUUUAAAUAUUUAAUUUCCAGUGAACUUGAAAGCUUCGUUCUCUAAAUAAAAAAGAAUUUGCUUCUGCCCAAUAAUGUAUGUGUUAAGUAGUGGGCGCAAAAUAUAACAAUGGACUUUAUGUUUAAGUUGGCAGCGCGUAAAGUUUUCGCGGUUAUUACGGAGGUUGGCCCCCUUUCUUUUAUAUCGUUAGAUUCGUUCGUUCGCUCUUGGCGGGAUCAUUACGUAAAAGUGUAUUUCUCAGUUUUAUAUAAUAAACGUAUUUCUCAGUAUUAC